This is a messenger RNA of Cyprinodon tularosa, 2102 nucleotides long. RefSeq names its product ubiquitin-conjugating enzyme E2 R1-like. Gene Ontology annotation, biological process: protein polyubiquitination; ubiquitin-dependent protein catabolic process. Bases 304 to 1020 code for a protein of 238 amino acids. Gene Ontology annotation, molecular function: ubiquitin conjugating enzyme activity. The transcript is spliced from 5 exons. Lineage: Eukaryota; Metazoa; Chordata; Actinopteri; Cyprinodontiformes; Cyprinodontidae. The record is from RefSeq and is a predicted model, not a curated record.
AAUAAGCUAAAGCUGCUCAACCACUAUGUUUUUCUCCUUUAAGUCCUUUCUCAGUAUUGACAUUGAUAAAUAAUUCAUCUAUAGUGAGACGCUCUGCUCGGCUUUUGCGCAGGUUCGGCCUAUUUUUUUUAUUUUCUUUCUCCUUUUUUGUUUUGUUUCUGAACGUCUACAUAAAGGAAAUAAAAAAGCAGAAGUAGCAGUUGGGGGGCAGGCUGUUUGUCAGGCUAACCGUAGACUGUUUGGUGUGAACAAAGGCGUCAGCUGCUGACUCCGGAUUAUCGUGAAAAGAUUCAUAAAAGCAGAAUGGCGCAACACGACCCCUCUCAUGUAGCCAGCUCUCAGAAAGCUCUGAUGUUGGAAAUGAAGAGCCUUCAGGAGGAGCCUGUUGAGGGAUUUAAGAUAACUCUGGUGGACGAGGCUGAUCUGUACAACUGGGAAGUGGCCAUCUUCGGACCACCAAACACUCACUAUGAGGGGGGAUACUUCAAGGCUCGGAUCAAGUUUCCUACCGACUACCCAUACUCCCCACCGGCUUUCCGUUUCCUCACCAAAAUGUGGCAUCCUAACAUUUAUGAGAAUGGCGACGUGUGCAUUUCUAUACUGCAUCCUCCAGUGGACGACCCACAGAGCGGAGAACUUCCAUCAGAGAGAUGGAAUCCUACACAGAAUGUCCGAACCAUUUUACUGAGUGUAAUCUCUCUGCUGAAUGAGCCCAACACCUUUUCUCCUGCCAAUGUGGAUGCCUCUGUCAUGUAUCGCAAAUGGAGGGACAGCAAAGGCAAGGACCGGGAGUAUGUAGAGAUCAUAAGGAAGCAAGUGAUGGCCACCAAAGCAGAAGCUGAGCGCGACGGAGUCAAGGUGCCCACCACUCUGGCUGAGUACUGCGUCCGCACGCGUGCCCCAGCCCCGGAUGAGGGCUCGGACCUCUUCUACGACUACUACUACGAUGACGACGACGUGGAGGGAGAGGACGGCGACUGCUGCUACGACGAGGACGACUCUGGCAACGAGGAGUCAUGAUGUGCUUUGUGGCAAAAGCGCCUAAUCUCUCCGUCAGAUGCUCCUCCUUUCUCUCUGCCCGGGUUGCCCGUUACUCCAGGUUUACAACCAAGAUUGGAAGCUUCCUUCUUCUAAAUCAAUAAGAGCUUUUUUUCCUCGAGCCUUAGAGGUUUAAAGUUGAUGCCUCGCCCUGAGGGGGUCAGACUUGGUUCAAAUUUGCACCAGCAACAAAUGUCACCAGUUCCUCUCUGUUUUUCAGUCAUCACCUCAACCUUACUUUGAGAGAGCAUUACCUAAAUGCACACAUAUUCCAGUGUCAUUAGACCAUGCGUUUAGAAUACAGUGUUGAUUAUUGGGUAAGUACCCCUGCUAACGAGGACAUUUUCUCUGGUGUAAACUUUUCGAAACAUGACUCAGCCUCUUUCUCCUCUUCUCAUAUUUGUACUUCGCUAAUUGUAAGUGGCUGCUGCUCUCUGAUGGAAAAUGGUGACUUAAUGCAGCCUGUUUGUGUUGGAUAAAGCCCUGCAUUUUUUUGUUUUUUUUUGUUUUUUAGUUUUGCAGCGUCUCUUCUGGAUAGGACAAGGCACGAAUGAAUUGUUACGUGACAGUGUUUUCAAAGUUCUUAUGCAUGCCAGAGCAUAUUUGAAAGCGUUUCAUCUCUCUCUUCCUUACCGGUGGACUGUUUCCCCUCCUUCCACGACAACACAAAGACUUUGACGUGACGAUGGAGGAGCGAGGAGCUGGCAAAGUCAGAGGGCUCAGUUCCUCACAUGAACAUUUUUACUAACAUGAAAACUGAUGUUUGCUGGCUUUUUUUCUUCUGGUUACUGUCAGAGGUGAUUCUUCUGGGUUGUUUAGAGUAGAUGGAUUUUUCAGUCUUUGAGGGGAAUUGGGGACAGAAGUAACUGUUGAUCAGAAUUGUAUUUCCCUUUAGGCUCGAUCUCUGCGAUGCCUGAUGGACCCAAAGACCCAAAGCAUUGUUUAGAAGUUUUGACUAGUGUUUGGCGUGCUCUUUGUCUUAGUUUGCCUGUUUGCUCUCUUGCAAGCUUCAUCAUUAUUUGGUUUUCAUUUUGUUAGACAUUUUGCCUGAACUGUUUACUAAA